AUGUCCACCAACGCUACUCCGACCUCCCACCAGACGGCCUUCGCAGUGGGAAAUCCGUACACAUAUUACGACAUCUUGCAACUUGCACGCGGCGGAGCGGAAGGCAGCAACUUUCCCAAAGAUGGGAUCAAGGCAGCAUACCGCCGCGCCUUACUUCUCCAUCACCCAGACAAAACUUCCCACACUUCCGUAGAGCCAUCGAGCAGCAGUCAAACACAGCCACCGACACCGAAAUACUCCAUUGACGAGAUCGUCUCCGCAUAUGAGGUGCUCUCCGACUCGAAGAAACGAGCUGAAUAUGAUAAAGCUCUAAAGCGCAAUGAGAAAGACAUGCAAGGUCAGCAUAGAACACACAUUGGGAUAGAAAUGUAUGAUCUGGAAGAUUUGGUCUAUGAUGAGGACAAAGAUAUUUGGUCCAAAGGGUGCCGAUGUGGCGAUGAGCAUGGCUACAUCUUGACGGUGCUAGAUCUCGAAAACGAGAGCCAACACGGAGAGGUCUAUGUCGGGUGCCGUGGGUGCAGUCUCUUUAUCAAGGUCUUGUUUGCCAUGGACGAAGGUUGA
Exophiala aquamarina CBS 119918 is the source of this 561-nucleotide messenger RNA. RefSeq lists its product as uncharacterized. The transcript has a single exon. Lineage: Eukaryota; Fungi; Ascomycota; Eurotiomycetes; Chaetothyriales; Herpotrichiellaceae. The record is from RefSeq and is a predicted model, not a curated record. Gene Ontology annotation, biological process: protein histidyl modification to diphthamide. Bases 1 to 561 code for a protein of 186 amino acids. Gene Ontology annotation, molecular function: metal ion binding.